AAUUUACCACAUAUUUUUUAGCCUCAAGAAAAAUACAUUUUAAUAUAAUGAACCGAUUAUUUACACUCGCGUUGUUUAUGUUGGUUAUUGGGUCCAUAUAUUGCCAGUACUCGGGUGGCGGUGCCGGCGCAGGUAACGGACAGCAGGGUGGCGGCGGCUCUAUGAGGGACACAGCGAGCAAAGUGGGUCAGGCGGCGUGGGGUGUGGCCAAGACUGCGGCCCAAAUGACACCACAGGGCCAGGCAGUGAUGCAGGCGAAGAAUGCGUACGACGGCGCCAAAAAAGUAUACAACACCUAUCAGAAUGCACGUGUUGGCGUACAAUUAAUUAGCGGCAAACAUCGCGACCACUAUCACGACAAUCGUCACGAUAUAUUUGACGGACCCAACAGUCCGGAUGACCACGAGCUGCACCACUAUCUACUCACUAAUAAUCUUCAGGACAGUAAUCACCGCAAACGGGUCCACAAAGUGACCAUCGAGACAAAGGGCUACGCUUAUCAAACCAUUGAGUUGUCUCGCAAACGCAGAGAUACUAAUAGCACGAGUGAUACAACAGCGAAGCCAGUGGCAGCGGCGGUGCCGGCAUUGGCCGCUCCGGCAGCGACUGCCGUUCAACCCGUGGCCACCAAUGCUGUCCGCACGGGUCGGACGUAUGGCAACAAUCAAAUGAAUCGACGCUCGUAUAACAUGACCCGUACCCGCACGUGGAGACGGUCUAAUGUCACCCGAACCCCCAGGGUUAAUAAUGGUGGCUAUGCCGGCUAAUGUUGUGAUGACCAU
This is a messenger RNA of Medioppia subpectinata, 782 nucleotides long. The record is from the annotation of a GenBank genome assembly. Lineage: Eukaryota; Metazoa; Arthropoda; Arachnida; Sarcoptiformes; Oppiidae.